Messenger RNA from Theobroma umbraticum, 1005 nucleotides. RefSeq names its product D-ribose-binding periplasmic protein. NCBI's taxonomy places the organism in Eukaryota, Viridiplantae, Streptophyta, Magnoliopsida, Malvales, Malvaceae. The record is from RefSeq and is a predicted model, not a curated record.
CAGCUGCUAAUGACCCAUCUACCCUUCAUUACCCUUCAUCUUACUGUCUUAUAAUUAUAAGAAAAGGUUUGCGAAAGUUGGUGGGUGUGGUUGGCUAUAAAGGCACUGCAGCAUAGUUCUCCUCUCUUCCUAGCUUUGCUUGCUUCCUUUGAGGCCUGGGAAACAUUCAACAGAAAAAAGGAAAAAUGGGGAACUGCCAAGCUGUUGAUGCAGCAACUCUGGUAAUUCAGCACCCAAGUGGGAAAGUAGACAAGUUUUAUUGGCCUAUGAGUGCUAGUGAGAUUAUGAAGAUGAACCCUGGCCACUAUGUUGCUCUUCUUAUCUCUACCACCUUGUAUCAUUCCAGUAACAAUGAUAAAUGUCCAGACAACAGCGCCAACAAUGUCAACCCUGUUCGUUUGACAAGGAUUAAGCUUCUCCGGCCGACGGAUACUCUUGUUCUUGGCCAGGUUUACAGGCUCAUCACCACUCAAGAAGUUAUGAACGGGCUGUGGGCAAAGAAGCAUGCAAAGAUGAAGAAAAACCAGCAAGAAUCAGCAGAGAAGCCAUACGAGAAGGCUGGUUUGAGGCCAGAGACAGUGACAAGAAGAUCUGAACCAGAUACGGAAAAUAAGGUGAGCAAACAUGAAAGGCACCGGCCGAGAUCAACACCAUCAGCCAACUCUGCUGCCAGAUCAAAGACAUGGCAGCCCUCAUUACAAAGCAUCUCAGAGGCUGCAAGCUAAGGAUGAUUCGCAUUUUGCCACAUUUGCUGCAUAAGACACAGAGAGGAGCAACACUUGGCUCCUGCCGCACAGAAAUCCAGGCUUCCUUUUUAACCUGUGAAAAGCAAAUACAGUUUCUCACUUUAGGGAUGCAGGUAGCAAACCAGGAAAAAAACACCCCAACUUUCUUCAAGGUGCAGAUCUGAGCAAUGCAUAAUUGUAUAUCAAAAAGGGUGACGCAAACCCAAUAGGAUUGUAAUCCAGCACUGUUAUGUAAUGAAGUCAGAGUAUUGUUCCCUAA